Molecule: messenger RNA, 1860 nt
Organism: Zygotorulaspora mrakii
Lineage: Eukaryota; Fungi; Ascomycota; Saccharomycetes; Saccharomycetales; Saccharomycetaceae
Gene: BZZ1
Product: Bzz1p
Exons: 1
Coding region: 1-1860 (619 amino acids)
Biological process (GO): regulation of actin filament polymerization
Molecular function (GO): protein binding
Source: RefSeq, a predicted model, not a curated record
AUGAGCGAAAGCUUUUCAAUAGGGAAUGAAAUUAAGGACUCUUAUAAAGAAACUCAAAAUUGGGCAAGCAACAACGUGAAAUGGCUCAAGGAUAUUGAAGCAUUUUACCGCGACAGGGCAAAACUGGAGAAGGAGUACAGUGAGAAACUGGAUCAUUUAUCAAAAGAGUACGCUGCAAAGAAAAGUACGGUAUCUGUUUCGCUUUCAGUUGGUGACACGCCGAAAGUAACGCCAGGAUCUCUUGAAGCCGCUUGUUUGGUAGCUUGGAAUGAAGUUUUGUCGCAAACUUCCUUUAUCUCGCAAGAUCAUUCUCAGCUUAGUAAAGAAUUUGAUAAUGUCAUUGCUCACCAACUAUCAGGACUCAAUGCCAAAUUAGACAUGACAUUGAGCAAGAUCAACGGAUUUAACGGUGAGGUUACUGAUAAGAGGGAUGCGAUAUACAGUGAAUUGGAAAAAGCUAAGAAAAACUAUGAUGAUGUAUGUAUGGCUAUGGAAGCUGCCAGAAGCAAGCACACAAAAUCACCUAAUGAUCGCAACAAGCGCAAGCUUGAGGAGAAGGAAACUGAAAUGAAUAUUGCAAAGAAUGAAUAUCUGAUCAAGAUCAACCAAGCCAACAGAGUCAAAGAUAAGUACUUUUUCCAAGAUGUUCCUGAAGUCGUGGACUUAUUACAGGAUUUAAACGAAUCUAGAAUUUUGUUUUUGAACACCAUCUGGACCUCUGCUAGUUCGGUCGAAAUUGCGGCAAGUGAUAACAUAAUAAAAAGGUUGGAAAGCGCCAAUUCCGUCAUCGCUCAAAAUAAGCCUUCAAUGAACACUGCGAUGUUCAUAAAACAUAACCUCAAAAACUGGAACGAACCAACCGAUUUUCGGUACCAGCCAUCGGCGGUAUGGCAUGACGACGAUAAAUUUGCUGUUCCCACGCAUACAGAGCUUAAUGAUUUGAGAAUAAAGUUAGCAAAAUCUGAGAAAGAUUAUAAUAAAUUCCACGAUCUCUCUCAGUCCGAAUUGUCUCGUUUGUCUUCGUUAAAUCAGAAAAAAAGAGAACUGAAAUCCAGUGAGAAUAGUUUGGAUGGGCAGGAUUUCUAUGAGACCCUGAAGAGUUACCUGUCGGUUGUUAUGAGCUUCACUUCCCAUGAGACAUUAAAACUGAAGGCUGAAGUUGAAAUAGAAAGCAUUCAAAAUAAUGUGCCUUCGAAUAUGGAUUUAUCAACUGACGACAUCGACUUAAGUCGGUUAAAAAAAAAAACUGGUAUCCUUAGUAAACUCAAAAAAAAUAUCCUGAAUACUGAAAGUAAAUCGGGUAAUUCAUCGUCAUUUUUUGGAGCAAUAACAUCUCAUACCCAUGAUUUUGGAGGUAAAGAGAACUCAUCCGAAAAUGAUGGCGCCGAUAAUUAUUCAAUCAAGAAUGCUGCAACCACCUCCAAGCACGCGGUCCCAUCCAAGUCGAAUAACAAUAAGGUCCUGUUCGCAUAUUCCAAACAGGACUCCGAUGAAACUACGAUCAGCGUAGGUGAUUCCGUCACUUUGGAAGUACCGGACACUGGAUCUGGUUGGACAAAGGUACGAAAUAACACUACAGGCGAAUCUGGACUGGUCCCCAGUACUUAUGUAGAAAUAAACGAAGAAACACCUUCAAAAAAUGGAAAUUCGAACGCUCCACAAGUACCUCCUCCCAGAAGAACUACGCUACCCACUCGGAUAUUGACUGCGCAGUAUGACUAUGAGGCACAGGGUGACGACGAAAUUUCGAUAUCAGCUGGUGAUGCCAUCGAGGUCAUUAGAGGGGAUGAUGGCAGCGGAUGGACGUAUGGUCAACUGAACGGUGCGAAAGGCUUAUUCCCUACUACUUAUUGCACAUGA